GUAUCGACCAAUGGGACGUCGCACUAUGGCGUUUGAUUUGCAUUUUCAUUAGAUAAUUUGUAUUCUACCAUUUCUCCGGAUGAUUUUUAAAACAAAAAAAAAAAUGUACAGAAAAGUUACAAACCACAAUUUUUUCCCUUCAAAAUGUAAAUGCUAUUAAGCGUUCACUUUCGACCUAUGAGCUGUGAGCCCAAGAGAGGUUGAUGAGUUGACAUCUGACAGUUAUUAGUUAAGUGAUACUGAGAUUUAAAAUUAAAAGAAUUAGGUACCUAUACUUGUGUUUAAUUCCAAGCACCCUCAAAAUGGUUAAAAAUAAAAGUAGCCGAUUGGCGACUCAAAAUAGCAGUGCAACAAAUAAACGCCCUCAAGGAUCAAUUAAAAAAUAUUGUACCGAAAAAAAAAUCAACAAGAAAAAUAACCUUCGCGUUAAACUUAGGAAAAAUGUAAGGGACAAUGAUGUUCAAAAUGCAAUUAAUUCUACUCCAAAUAUUUUAAAUAGUAAAAAUAAUAAAAGAAAAAAAUCUUUGGAAACUGUUGAAAAUAACCUAAUAUUAUAUGAAAUCAAACCAUUAAGUCCUACAAAACUCUCAAUAAGUGUUAAAAAGUUCUACAAUAAUAAUAAAUUCAAACAAUAUGAAGACAGUAUACAUUUAUACAACAAAAAUAAUAAAGUGCAUAUUAAGGAAAUGAUGACUAUUAAUACAAAUAAAAAUGAAGAUAAUAACCAUGUCAAACAUAAAAGUAUUUUGAAAUGUGAAAAAAAAUACUGCAGAACUAAAAAGAAGUUAAGACAUUUUAACUAUCAUAAACCUUAUGAUUUGAAUCCACAACUAAAUAAAGAACAGUAUAAAAAGAAACACACAUAUAAUAAAAAUGAAUCUACAAAAGUUUUUAGUAAAGAGGGUGACUUAGAAAAUGAUGAAGUGCAUUUGAAUUCUUUACAAUCACAAAUAACAAAUGAAACUCAGACAAAUGAAUAUCUUGUUGAAGAAUACCAAGUAACGCAAUCUACAAUUAAUGCUCUCUCAAUAUCUGUUAAGCGAUUUUACAAAAGUAAGACUCCAUCAAAGGAUAAUGAAAAAGUCAUCAAGGAUAUGCCACUUAUUUCUGAUACUGCAUUUAAUUCAAAAGCAGAUUUUAAUCAGUCUCCACUAUCAUCAAAAUUAAAUAGUAGUCAUAAAAUAAGUUUAAAUGUAAAACAUAUAAACGAUACAUCUAACAAUAAGCAACAAAAAGUCACUGCAUUUUUUCCUAUCCGAAGAAGCGCUCGUAAAACAAAAAAUGUAGUCAAUGAAGAAAAACAAUUAGCCUUAGAAAAAGCGAUUGCCUCACAAAAUGAAGAUGGAUUAAAAAUAACUGUAUUUCCUAAUAAAGGUCGUGGCAUAAUAGCAGGUAAAGAUUUUACUCGUGGUGAGUAUGUUGUUGAAUAUUCUGGAGAGUUAAUUUAUGUUCAAGAAGCUCGUAAAAGGGAAGCCAUUUAUUCUCAAGAUACCACCACCGGUUGUUACAUGUAUUAUUUCAAAUAUGGUUCAGCACACUACUGUAUUGAUGCAACACCUGAAAGUUCAAGACUUGGCAGACUUGUAAAUCAUUCAAGAUUUGGUAAUCUUGUACCUAAAAUUGUAGAAGUAGCUGGGCUACCGAGGAUUAUUUUGAUCGCAAAAUCUGAUAUUAAACGGGAUGAAGAAUUAACCUAUGAUUAUGGUGAUCGUAGUAAAGAAUCUCUCAUCAAUCAUCCAUGGCUUGCUUAUUGAUAAUAUAAUUCAUUUUAUCUUAACAUUUUUUUAUUACUAAUAAAUUAAACUUAAAUAAAAAAAAUAAUUUAAAUUUGCACUGCCAAUAAAUUAUAAUAACGUUAAUUAGCUUAAAAGGAUGACAUUUUUUUUUAAAUAUUCACCUAUUGAACAUUUUAUUCGAAUUAUCUUUUAUAAUGUCAAACAUAUGUUAUAUUUUUUUAAGUUCACCUUUUUCAUAUUAAUCUUUUAGGCCAAUUAAAUUAUUUUCUAGUAAAUUGUUGUUAAUUAUUGAUAAAAAAAAAAAUUAACUUAUACUUAAUAAUAUAAUAAGUGAAGGGUCAACAUUCACGUAUUUGUCUGUUUGGAGGGCAGAUUAUUUCUGAUACGAUUUUGAUUUUUGACAGGUAACAGAGUAAUUCUGUCCUUCUCACCGGCAAUCUUACCCCAACAUUUGACCCUCGCUUUGUUAUAAAAAAAAAAAAAAAACUAAGAAUUUGUAUCUUAAUUGGGUCCAGUUCUUAUUAGUUACUGUUACUGCACACAUAAUUAUGAUCUGUUUUCUUGUUUUAAUUAUACAUAUUCAUUGUUCAAUAUUAUAAAUUGCUCAGUUUAAAACAAAAUAUGAUUUUAAUAACUUUAUGCAACAAAUGUUCAUAAUUUUUGUCUCAAUGAUAAUGGUCAUAUUUAAGCGUAAUAUUUAUUGUAUUGGCCUUAUUACUUGAAAUUUUUUAAGCAUAUGAAAUAGCCAUAUUUUUUUACUUGUUAUUUAUAUAAUGUAUACAUUUUACAUUUAUACUAUGUAUAUUUAGAUAAUGAAAACAUUUUCAGUACUUCCGUUUUUACUAAUUAUUUUUAUUAGUUAAUGAAAAAAAAUUGUUCUAUUAAAAAUUUUGAAUAAUAGCCACCUGAUUUUUUGAAACUAAUUAGUUAUUUUCUAUUAUAUAAAAUUUGUUAAAAGUGAAUUAUUUGGUAAGCUUUAACCAAAUAACCUACAUUUCAUUCUUUAAAUGAUUUUAUCAAAAGACUGUACAUUCAUUAAUUUAUUAUUAUUAUUAUUUAUUUAUUGUAUUUUUUUUGAGACUGAAAGGUUCAUUAUCAUAAAUGUGUUGUAGUAUUUAUCUACCAAUGUAUUUUGUUUUUGGUAAAUUAAUAUACAUAAGCUUCCAAACUAUGACAACCAAAGUCAAUUUAAAAAUAUGUACAAUAGUAUUUUGUCAACAAAUUAGUUAAUCUCAUUAAUAUUAUUGUACAUAGCAAUAACUUGUGUUCUAUAUUCAUAUUGUGUUUCAAAUAUAAGUACUGUAAUAAUUUAUGUAGUUUAAGAAAUUGUGUUAUAUUGUUAUUGAUUUUUACCAUUAUGUUCUAUUUUGGACUGUACAAAAUGUCUUGGCGGCAUUAAUCAAGACUUAUAAAUGUUCAUGACAAAACAAAAUAUAUUUGACACUAUGAAAUAUUA
Molecule: messenger RNA, 3192 nt
Organism: Metopolophium dirhodum (rose-grain aphid)
Lineage: Eukaryota; Metazoa; Arthropoda; Insecta; Hemiptera; Aphididae
Gene: Set8
Product: histone-lysine N-methyltransferase PR-Set7
Exons: 13
Coding region: 303-1754 (483 amino acids)
Molecular function (GO): histone H4K20 methyltransferase activity; protein binding
Source: RefSeq, a predicted model, not a curated record